Messenger RNA from Euleptes europaea (tarantolino), 1200 nucleotides. RefSeq names its product E3 ubiquitin-protein ligase TRIM39-like. Gene Ontology annotation, molecular function: zinc ion binding; protein binding. Lineage: Eukaryota; Metazoa; Chordata; Lepidosauria; Squamata; Sphaerodactylidae. Bases 1 to 1200 code for a protein of 399 amino acids. The transcript has 5 exons. The record is from RefSeq and is a predicted model, not a curated record.
AUGGCGGCUGCUAACCCUGCCCAAGCGCUGGAGGACGAGCUCUUCUGCUCCAUAUGCCUGGAUUACUUCACCGAGCCGGUGAUCCUGAACUGCGAGCACAACUUUUGCAGGGCGUGCAUCACCCGGACGUGGGAAGGCCUGGGCGACAGCUUCCCCUGCCCGCAGUGCAGGAAGCGGUCUCGCAAAGGGAAGCUCAGGCCCAACACCCAGCUGGGGAGAGUGGCAGAGAGGGCCAAGGAACUGGCCGUGGCCACGGGCCCCGCUCCUCCGCCGGCGUCGAGGCCUAGCAGCAAGCCAGAGGCCAGCGCCAGAGAAGUGUGCAAGAAGCAUCUGGAGGCACUGAAGUUAUUCUGCCUGGACGAUCAGGCCUUGAUCUGUGUAGUCUGUGACAGAUCUCAGGAGCACAGAGCUCACACGGUCCUGCCUGUAGAGGAGGCGGCCCAGGAAUGCAAGGCCCAGCUUCUGCACCACUUGAUGGUACUCAAAAAUGAGAAGGACAACAGGGAGUUACUUUCACGAAACAAAGGGAAGAGACUGGAGAUGCUGUUAGACGCCGGAAGCCUCUUGAGCAGGUGUAAAAAUUGGACCUUUCCCAAAUGGGUGCCAGUGUCUACCACUGAACUGGAAGAGAGAAUUUCCUAUUUCUCCCGGAAGAAGGCAGCUCUAUGGGAGGACAUGACUGAGACAAGGGAGAUCUUGACCUUGGAUCCCGAUUCGGCUCAUCCCAGCCUUGCCAUUUCAACUGACCGGAAGACUGUGAGCCGCAGGGGUGCUUGUCCAGCUUUCUGCAAUGAUUCUAGAAGGUUCUACCCCUCCUUCUGUGUGCUGGGCUCUGAAGGCUUCACGUGUGGCCGCCACCACUGGCUGGUGGACGUCAAAGGCCGCUGUGGCUGGGCCCUGGGUGUAGCUCAAGAAUCUGUAGACAGGAAGAAGCCAAUGGUACUUCGUCCGGAAUGUGGAGUUUGGGCUGUUGAGCUGGGCCCGUACCAGCUCCUUCCUUCAGCGCCAAUCCCCGAGACAGAGAGGGACGCUCUAACCCGCAGGCUUCUGGUCACCUUGGACUAUGAAGCGGGAUGGGUGAUGUUCUCUGACUUUCCUCACCCAGAACCUCUAUUCACUUUCAGGACCCGCUUCACGGAGAAGCUUUACCCUUUCUUCUGGCUGUGGUCCCCUGAGGCAUCUAUUAUGCUGUGUCCUUGA